AUGCUUGAUCUCCAAUCACUACAGGAUGACCUGCCAUCCCUUGAGCCUGCGCCGGAACUACCAUCCACCUUCGACGAUGUCACACAGACGUCACGUGCUCUCACAGACGGCCUCUUCUCCGACUGGCAUCAGUUGAAGGAUAUCAUCAAGAACCUUGACGACUUGGUUCAGAAACGAUGGCGUAGUAAGACACGAGACCAGAAGAGAUCUGUCCUGUUAGAAGCUUGGGGGUACGACAUGAGUGAUCACCAUCGACCUGACUUGACCUUGUUCAUCGACACUUCCCACAAAGAACCAUCACAUUCACUCGAUGCUUACAAGUGGCCCUCUGUUAACCUGGAAGAUCUUUUGAGACCGAGAGUCUUGCCAACCUUUCUCAACUCUCGUGGCAGCCAUCAUCCUUAUGUCUUCUGUCAUGCUGAUCUCAGUGCUUGCGCACUUGGUAUCUCAGCAGGCAAGAUUGGAAAGAAUGACAUGAAGGGAUACAAAAUGCUUUUCCUUGACACCGAUACUCACCAGAACUACGCUGAACUUGUCCCGGAGAGCGACACAAACAACUCCGCUUACAUCAAUUCAACCGGGUCUUGGUUUAGCGUCGGACAAGGGCUACUUAUACUGGAAUUACAGCAACGCAUCUAUCACUUCUUAAUAGCUUGCGCAAAGCUCAUUAUCCAUGACCUUGUUUCUGAGUCAUCCCAAGACUCAACGUCUGGUCCUGAACUGCAGCCUUCGCCUUUGGCCACCAAUGAAUCGACUUUCGUAACAUUGGCGAUUUCUACCAUGGACGCCCCGUACCGAACUCCGGCGCAACUCGACAUGCAUCGACUUAACUCCCUCGUCACUGCUAAGCGUUCCGCCAUUGCUGAUCAUAUCUGGCUGUUGCGAGAGGAUCCAAGCUAUUUUGCAGAUUGCGUCAAUGAAUGGAAAGAGCACCAGCCCGAAAUGCUUUUGGAUGCACAAGGCAAGAAGCAUCCAAUACACAAAGCCGGCUUGACGAAAGCUUUCUGGAAUCGUGUCUUGAGGAAGAUGAUAACCGACGCGUUACUUUCACUUUCCCUCUGGGAGUAUACUCAUCAAGAAGUGUGCAAGUUCGAAGAACUGUCGCACAGAUACCCAGAUCCGUCCCCACUUCAGCCUCUGCCGGAAGAAACUGUGUUCGCUAUAAAGAAGAUCAGACACUUGUUAGAGCUCUCGGCGGCUAGCUCGAUAGCACUGAUCAGAUCUCAUGUUCCACCAUCACCUCCGAUGCUCAGUUACUGGCAUCGGGAAGGCACAUCUACAGCAGAUCAUCACUCCACGAAGUUUCGCAUGAUGCUAAACACACGCAUCAGUCAAGACCCUGCUUUGGACCGUCUAUUCUGGGCAUAUACAACUUUGUGGGACGAUAAACAGUCUCCCUUGGUUGGUCUCGAUACUUUGGUAGACGAGCUGGACCGCUUGACCUACGCCGACACCAAAGCGAAGGAUCUUCAGUCGGCUUUGGUUGUUGACAACCUAGGUGACCUUGGUGUGACAUCCGAAUGCUUGCAUCAAUUGUCUCUUUACUAUCCGUGGUCGAGGGAUACAGAGCAGGCGAUGGCGCGUGAUCGACAACAAGUUGUAGAGGAGUUUUAUACAAAGUCUGCUGAGUGGGACAACUUCCGAAAGAUGUCCUGGCAGGGUGUUGAUCUGGCAGAUCUGGGAUCACCAGGAGAUGGACGGUUCUCCUAUCCCAUCAGCAAUCGCCGAACAAAGACUAAUGCCUCUGCACUACAUAAAGCCGAAUUUCAUCUUGAUGCAUUUUGGUCUGAGGUGGACAAGCAUCUCGCUUCACAGUCUGUAAUCCUCCCAGACAGGAUGAUGAGAUUGCUACUUUCCGGAAAGCGAUCUCUGCACCGGACGUCUGAGUGGGAAGAGCCUGUAGUUGACAUACCAAAGGGCAAGAUGAACGGUCGAAGCAAUGGAAAGUCGCAGGGCAAAAUCAACGGCAAGUUCAACAGCAACUCAAACGACGAGCGGAAUGGCAAACCUGCAUGUACGCAGAAUUUUGAAGCUGCCAUCACGCCCUUGUCGUCGACAUAUCUCCAACUGCGUGGCUCCCACAAGAGGCAAAGCUCCAUCCAAGAAUCAGUAUCAAUCACGAGAGAUUCACAGGAUGCAGAUGUUCUCGCGACAAACGGACAGAGAGGUGCAAAAGAAAACUUUACAGCUGCCACUGUCUCAACAAGUGACUUUGUGCACGCAAUGCUCUCAAUUGGCUUCGUGGUCGAGAAACUAUAUGCUUCCGUCUGGCACUUUACCCCUCCGGAGUCUGUUCCCGGAGAAAGCAUCCAGUUCCAUGCGCCGCAUGUUGGAGACAAGAUCCGCUAUCACAUGGCGAGAUUGUUCGGACGACGGUUGCAGAGGGCGUAUGACUGGAACGAAGGCAUGUUUGUUGUGCAGCAGUAA
Molecule: messenger RNA, 2427 nt
Organism: Aureobasidium vineae
Lineage: Eukaryota; Fungi; Ascomycota; Dothideomycetes; Dothideales; Saccotheciaceae
Source: the annotation of a GenBank genome assembly